AUGUUGGGAAAUGAGACAAGGAUAACAGAAAUCAUCCUCCUGGGAUUUGGAGAAUUGACAGACUUUCAGAUUCUUCUUUUUUUAGUAUUCCUCGUGAUUUACAUUGUGUCCAUAUCUGGAAACAUUCUCAUAUUUGUAAUUGUUAUCUUUAGUCAGCAUCUUCAUACCCCCAUGUACUUCUUCCUAGGGAACAUUUCCUUCUUGGACAUUUGCUAUACCUCUAAUAUACUUCCAAGAAUGCUUUUGGCUCUCCUGACUGGGAAUAAAGUGAUUUCUUUCAGCAACUGCCUCAUGCAAUGGUACCUCGUUGGUUCUUUGCUAGUUACAGAAUGCUGUUUAUUGUGUGCAAUGUCUUAUGACAGGUAUUUGGCAGUCUGCAAACCACUACACUAUGUAACAAUGAUGAAGACCCAAACUUGUGUAAAAUUAGCAGUUACAUCUUGGAUCAACGGAUUUACAGUUUUUAUGAUAUUACUCAUUCUGUUAUUGCAGUUAAAUUUUUGUGGCCCCAAUGAAAUAGAUCAUUACUUUUGUGAUUAUUUCCCAAUCCUAAAGCUCUCUUGCAGUGAUACGAAGAUGAUAAUACAGUUCGGUUAUCUUGUCGAUGCCAUGUUUACAAUUCCUCCAUUCUUUCUAACCUUGACAUCCUAUGUAUACAUUAUAGCUACCAUCUUGAAAAUUCCCUCUACUACUGGGAAACAAAAGGCUUUUUCUACUUGUUCCUCCCACCUGAUUGUGGUGUCUGUUUUCUAUGGGUCUCUAAUAAUUGUGUACAUGCUGCCAAAGAAUGAAGGAAAGCAUGAUGUAACAAAAUUUUAUUCUCUUCUGUAUAUAGUGCUGCCCCCUCUUCUUAACCCUUUUGUAUACACCCUGAGAAACAAGGAGGUCAAAGAGGGUUUGAAAAAUGUUAUUGGGAAGAUUGUGUGCUACAAACUCAUUCCAUGA
Eublepharis macularius is the source of this 945-nucleotide messenger RNA. Its product is annotated as olfactory receptor 6C3-like. NCBI's taxonomy places the organism in Eukaryota, Metazoa, Chordata, Lepidosauria, Squamata, Eublepharidae. Gene Ontology annotation, biological process: G protein-coupled receptor signaling pathway. The transcript has a single exon. The record is from RefSeq and is a predicted model, not a curated record. Gene Ontology annotation, cellular component: membrane. The coding region runs from base 1 to 945 and encodes 314 amino acids. Gene Ontology annotation, molecular function: G protein-coupled receptor activity; olfactory receptor activity.